This is a messenger RNA of Dendronephthya gigantea, 1493 nucleotides long. RefSeq lists its product as uncharacterized. Gene Ontology annotation, molecular function: FAD binding; oxidoreductase activity. NCBI's taxonomy places the organism in Eukaryota, Metazoa, Cnidaria, Anthozoa, Malacalcyonacea, Nephtheidae. The record is from RefSeq and is a predicted model, not a curated record.
AUGUUGCAUGUAUCCAGAGGUUUACGCCGACUUAAGCGUUAUGGAUUAUCCCAUAAAGUAUUACUUGAGAGCGCAGCUAUUUCCAGAAUGGUACAUGGGGGCAGCAGGCCUAUAAACGAUGCACUACAGCAACUUCGAGAUAUCGCCGUGACUUCAAAUGAACCGGGUCCAGAGCUUUAUAAGGAUGCAGUGAAAAUAUACAAUCCUGCGUACAGCGACGAACAUCCUGCUUUUGUUGCCUUACCCAAAAACACCGAAGACAUCAAGCGCUGUCUCCAAGUUGCAAACAAGACUGGCGUUCCCGUGGUUGUUAAAUCCGGGGGCCAUUGCUUUGCUGGUUAUUCAAGCACUGACAGUAAUGGGUUUGUUAUAUAUCUUAAGAACAUGAAUGAGGUUCACCUUAAAGGAAAUACUGUCACCGUCCAGGCUGGUGCGAGCUGGGGGGAUGUGUAUUGUGCUCUGGAUGACACUGGCUAUGUGGCUGUAGGAGGAUGUGUUCCAGCAGUAGGUAUCGGCGGCUACAUCCUUGGUGGCGGGUACAGCAUGUUGUCACGAGCAUAUGGCGGGCUGGCAUGUGACAAGGCAAUGUCAUUUACCAUGGUUACAGCUGACGGAGGCAAGGUUGUGACAGCUUCUCCGAAAGAAAACGAGGAUCUCUUUUGGGCUUUGAAAGGGGGCGGGGGCGGCAAUUUUGGAAUCUUGGUUGAUGUUAUAAGUUUAGAAGUGUGUGCACGACCAAAUAAGUUUAUCUGGACUCGUCUCAUAUAUGAUACAACUGAUCAAAGCAAGAAAGGUCUUGAUUCUGUUGGUAAAAAUUUACACAAGUUACCAAAAGAACUCAACCUUGACAUGGCACUUCAUGGGUACUUUGGGAAAAAAGUGCUUACUUUGGAUGCCGUAUACUCAGAUGUUCAUGAAGCCAAAGUGCUAUCAAGCCUUGAAAAUCUCCAUCCACCUGUUCCCAAAAAACCUCAGAAAUUUACAUCUUACCUACAGUUUACUAAAGAAUACAGCAAACGACAUGGUUUUGUACACCAGGAAGUAGAACCCAUUUAUGUCAAAGGAGUUAUGAUUGACACCUUACCACCAUCCUUGGCCAAGUAUUUUGCUGACCUUGACAUACCAAAAGAAUGCCUUCUUGAGUUUGUACACAUGGUUGGUGAUAUCUCGCAGCAUUCUGCCACAUCAACUGCUUUUGCCUACCGCUCUGCUCAAUACAGUUUUUACACAUAUGGCAGGUUUCAUGACCCAAAACAGAGAGAUGAAGUCUCAAAAUUUGCUACCUCAACAUAUAAUGCUGUUCACGAGUCAGGAUGUGCUCUUGGCAGUUAUGUUAACUAUAUGGACCACAGCCUUAAAAACUGGGCUGAAAAUUACUAUGGAGUGAAUUAUCCUCGCCUUUGUGAAGUGAAGAGAAAAUGGAAUCCCGUAGGGCAAGGAUCCCUUCAUUUUCAGCAGGAAAUUGGUUCACCUUGGGAGCCUUAGUUUUUCAC